AUGCAGACCAACGGUACAAUUGAUAGAAAUGUCAAAGACUAUCAAACCUUGAUGAGUCCAAGACAGUUGCUAACGGAUCUCCCAAGAACAGAUGCGAUGACCCAGGCAGUCCAAUAUGGCAGAACAAGCAUCAGAAACAUCAUGGAUGGCACCGAUUCACGAAAAUUUAUCAUUGUUGGACCUUGUUCCAUCCAUGAUACAGAACUCGCUCAUGACUAUGGGGCAAGAUUGAAAGAAGUUUCAGACGCUGUCUCAGAUCGCUUAGUUGUUAUAGUCAGGUCUUAUUUUGAAAAACCUCGCACCAAUUUAGGUUGGAAGGGCUUAAUCUACGACCCACAUCUAAAUGGAGCAGGAGAUAUCAAGGAUGGCUUAUAUAUCUCACGAAGGAUAUUAAUGGAUAAUCUUGAAAUCGGGUUACCAUGCGCCACUGAAUAUCUUGAAACCUUCACGCCUCAAUAUAAUUCUGAUCUGGUUUCUUGGGCAGCAAUUGGGGCGCGAACAACUGAGUCUCCACAACACAGACAACUCGCUUCGGGGCUUUCGAUGCCGGUUGGCUUCAAAAACAGCACUCAGGGCGACAUCUCCGUUGCGGUCAAUGCAAUUCUAUCUGCAAAUGGUGAACACUCUUUUCUCGGAAUCGAUGGAUACGGUGCUCCCUCUGUUGUGAAAACAACGGGUAAUCCAUAUACCCAUAUUGUGAUCAGAGGGAGUAAUACAGGUUCAAAUUAUGACGCACAAAGUGUUCAGGAUGUUCAAGCCAUGCUGAUGGAAGCUGAAGUGCCUCCAAAUGUUGUGAUCGAUUGCAGCCAUGGAAAUUCAGAGAAAGAUUACAGCAAGCAGCCCAUUGUUUUUGAGGAAGGAUUAAAACAGAUUCAUGAUGGAAAUGAUAGGAUUGUGGGAAUCAUGUUAGAAUCAAAUAUUAACGCUGGGAGCCAGAAAAUACCUUCGGAUUUAACGGGGUUUGAUCGAUCCACGCUUGAAUACGGAGUCUCCAUCACCGAUAGCUGUAUUGAUUUGGAAACAACCGCUUCAUUGCUUAAGGCUGCACAUAAAAGCCUCGCGUAG
Messenger RNA from Geodia barretti, 1065 nucleotides. Lineage: Eukaryota; Metazoa; Porifera; Demospongiae; Tetractinellida; Geodiidae. The record is from the annotation of a GenBank genome assembly.